AUGAAGGCAUCACUACUCUUUAUCCUUUCAUUCCUUGUCUUUUCCAUUUCCACAAACUCCUCCUUCACUUCAGCUGCCGAAGCACCCGAGCCAGUGCUCGAUGUAGCUGGAAAGAUGCUGCGAACUGACCGCCAAUACUACAUAUUACCAGCAGCCAAUGUCUUUGGCAAAUUCAGAGGUGGAGGUCUUACACUAUCCGGCAUUGGCAAGAACACUUGCCCAGCGGCUGUGUUUCAAGAAAUGUCUGAGCAAAAAAAUGGCAUCCCCUUGUCAUUUUUGCCUGUGAACCCGAAAAAAGGUGUGGUUCGAGUCUCCACAGAUUUAAACAUCAAAUUUGCUUAUCCACAAACCUGUGGCCAAUCUCCAGUUUGGAGCAUUGGUAAUUAUGUUUAUCCAUCCGGUGACAGCUUUGUCAACAUCGGUGGAGUUGUUGGAAAUCCUGGUCCUAAGACUUUAAGCAGCUGGUUCAAGAUUGAAAAAUUUGGCUAUCAGGAUUACAAGCUCGUUUAUUGUCCCGCGGUAUGCAGCUAUUGUAAAGUUAUUUGCAAAGAUGUUGGCAUAGAGUACCAGAAUGGCAAAAGACGUUUGCAUCUCACGACUGAUUAUCCACUCAGGGUCGUAUUCAAGAAGGCAUAA
Messenger RNA from Coffea eugenioides, 636 nucleotides. Its product is annotated as kunitz trypsin inhibitor 2-like. Gene Ontology annotation, molecular function: endopeptidase inhibitor activity. Bases 1 to 636 code for a protein of 211 amino acids. The transcript has a single exon. The record is from RefSeq and is a predicted model, not a curated record. NCBI's taxonomy places the organism in Eukaryota, Viridiplantae, Streptophyta, Magnoliopsida, Gentianales, Rubiaceae.